Messenger RNA from Aedes albopictus (Asian tiger mosquito), 2953 nucleotides. RefSeq names its product zinc finger protein 420-like. The record is from RefSeq and is a predicted model, not a curated record. Gene Ontology annotation, cellular component: nucleus. Bases 153 to 2873 code for a protein of 906 amino acids. The transcript is spliced from 4 exons. Lineage: Eukaryota; Metazoa; Arthropoda; Insecta; Diptera; Culicidae. Gene Ontology annotation, biological process: regulation of transcription by RNA polymerase II. Gene Ontology annotation, molecular function: RNA polymerase II cis-regulatory region sequence-specific DNA binding; DNA-binding transcription activator activity, RNA polymerase II-specific.
UGCCGUGUUUACUAACAAAGUCAAUGUUUAGUGAUUUUUUUUGUUUUUGCCUAAAUUACGAAUAUUAUUUUAGUUUUAGUCACUAUUUCUUACCAAAUAGUAAAAUAUUAUAUCCGUGUUAUUGUCGUUAACAGCCGAAAUUUAAAUUUACGAUGGUUUUUACCUGGUGCAGUGUUCCAUUGUGUAAAAAUCUAGCCAGCCCUCAUAAGGAUCACCAAUUCUACCCGUUUCCGGAGAAUCCAGAUCUUCGAUCGCAAUGGAUACAACGGACACUUUACACUGGGGACAUUGUCGGACGGGAAGCAGUUUGCUGUUUGCAUUUUACCAAGGACAAUUUCGAGUAUUGCAAGCAAACGAAUAGCUACGUGUUGAAACCGUUCGCCGUCCCCAAUCAGUUUCUACCAAAGAUGGGCGAAUCGGAAAGUUUCCAUUUCAUUCCCAGCAAAAACAAUAUCACGAAACAAGAUGCUGGUCUGCACUUUUCAGAGCUGGUGCGGAAAUUACGUGUCUCGGCGCCCGCUAAUGUUUCGAAGGCGAAAACGAUUCGUUUGUCCAAAAAAGACUUGGAAGUGCGGAGGAAACUGAAGGAAGACCCUUACAUCCGGGAGUACGUAAUGAAAGAGGCCUUUCCCAAUCUGAACUAUGAUCAGCUGUCGUCACUGCUGAAGCGAGUUUCCGAUCCGAACGGAAAGGUGGGCAUUAGCCACAGCUCGGUGAAGCACGUGAUUUCGUUGACCUACCAAACCACGGCGGACCUGGAGGCAUCCGAUGAACUCAACGCACGCAAUGUAGUUCGGCUGGCCCGAGAUGAACCGUGCUACUCGCGCACGAAACCCCGUGAAUUGGCCGACGAGCUGGACUUUACCGGUCAGGUUAGCUUCUCGGAGAAGUUUCCGAACAUUUACCGGGACAACUAUUUCGACAGUUGGCCCACGCAGCGCCGGAAGCGCAGUAAAGUGGGCAUGAACUUGGACUUAGAUGAGGUAGCCGACCCUAUCUAUAAGGUUUGCAGUAGAUGCUGCAAGCUGAUACCCAGCGAAGCCAUCGCAGUCCAUCUACAAACGUGCGAUUUUCGAAUGUCUCAGUGUACAACCUGUUUCGCUGGGUUUCUAUCACCGACUGAGCUGCUCGAUCACGUCACAGCCACCCAUCCGGAUGCACUGAAGGACGAUGCUGAUACGGGGGCGUUGCAGUGUGGCAAGUGCGACAAUACCUAUCACAAGCUGCCACACUUAAAGAAGCACAUAGAAGAUCAUCAGAAGGCCAAACUGGACACAAAGCUAGAGUGUGGGUUGUGCGUUUCGGUGUUUUCGACGUUGAUUGACCUGACGGCGCAUUUUGGCAACGAUCACGGUAUUGGCCGGGGAGCAGUUCCAUCAGCAAUAGAGGUACCAAUCGAGGCUGGUCCCGUUUUCUACAGGUGUGGCUUUUGCGGGGAAGAUUUUGAACAGCCUCAGCAAGUGGCCGAGCAUCUACAGGAGAAGCACGCGGAAGAGUUGAAACAAUGUACCCAACAACAGCCUUCGAUUGGCGCUACCAUCAAGCCAGCAUCCAGCAAGAAAGCGCUCAAACUUACCGAUGCCGAUAUGGGAGGACCAGAAGGAACUUUCGACAUUUUCCUGUGUAAGCAAUGUCCUGCACGUUAUCGACUCCUCAAAGACUUCCUGGCCCAUUCGGAACUUAGCGGACACCAGCUGCUGCAAAAUUGCACCUUUUGCGAAUGUGUUUUUACGGAUGAAACUAGCUACAACGAUCACAUAAACACACACAAUCCGGAAAAGUUGUUUCGCUGCAAUAAAUGCAUUGGUCCUGCAAGCAAUUUCGAAACCCUGGAGCAGCUUGUUGAACACCGCAAAAAAAUACACCCCAAGGAAACGAGUUGGCUAUUCAAGCCCUGCCAAGUCUGCAAAAAAGGUGUCUACGUUCCUACAAUGGGCCAGCAUAAGGCUUUCCACCGGAACAACGCGCAGUUUCAGUGUCCCGAAUGCGAUGCCAUCGUUCCCCAGCAUGAUCGCAAAUCUCACGCCCAGCAGCACCACAAUGAGCAGAACGCUCUUCGCAAGUGCCGAUUCUGUCACGUGUUCGAGGUGAAGGAGCUACUCACGGAGCACGAAUCGAUUUACCACCCGGAGGAAAGUCCGUUCGUUUGUGCACUAUGCAACACGAAGUGCGACAGCCAAGAGCAGUUACGAUUGCACGCCGAUACGUCCCACAGCCCAGCGGAUUUCAAAACCCUGGGAACGAGUUUGUACAAAACCAUCUCCGUUGAGAAUGCCGAAUACUACGAGUGUCGAAUUUGCCUGAUUGAUCUCGUUUACCGGGCAGAAAUGGUAAAACACAUCCGGGCGGAUCAUAUGAGACGGCCGCGCCAAAACACCUGCACCAUUUGUGGUCGGAUUUUCCGCCGAACCCAGACACUGCUCACCCAUCUGAAGAAGCUCGAGUGUCAACCGGGUCAAAAUUUGCCGCUGGUUAAAAAACCCUGCUCGGUGUGCAAAAAGUGGCUCCUGAAGCAGGACCAUCUGGAACACUUCAAGCGGGUCCACCCAGGAUCGUUCCCCGUCCAGUGCGUACUCUGCGGCCAAUCGUACAAGGAGCAAUUUCAGCUGCAACAGCAUAUGGACAUCGACCACACCGGAGAGGAACGGAGCGAGUUUGUAAUGCGCCAUCGCGGCUACCAGGUGUUCGUCGAUGGGAAGUAUCAGUACUUCGACUGCAAGCUGUGCGGUCAGGAGUUUACCCACCGGCAGACCUGCGAGGAACAUCUGCAAGUGCACUCCGUGGGUUUGACGCUGUCGGAUGCGGACGUAGUUAUGGAAGUGGAUGUGGUGGACCAUGUUGACAUGGACGAAUACGAUGAUGAUGAGGAUUGAUGUUAGUGUAAGGGAUAACGUUAAGAUACCCGUUGAGUGCAUUGAGUACCUAAUUGUGUGAACAUUUCAUGCGAAUAUGA